Andrographis paniculata is the source of this 1807-nucleotide messenger RNA. Its product is annotated as protein DETOXIFICATION 49-like. NCBI's taxonomy places the organism in Eukaryota, Viridiplantae, Streptophyta, Magnoliopsida, Lamiales, Acanthaceae. The transcript has a single exon. Gene Ontology annotation, molecular function: antiporter activity; xenobiotic transmembrane transporter activity. Gene Ontology annotation, biological process: xenobiotic detoxification by transmembrane export across the plasma membrane. Gene Ontology annotation, cellular component: membrane. The record is from RefSeq and is a predicted model, not a curated record. The coding region runs from base 86 to 1693 and encodes 535 amino acids.
CCUCUCCCUCUCUCUCUCUCUCUCGCUCUCUCAAACUAAAACCCCUUUCUCUCUCCUACUCUGUUACUACUAAGUGAGUGAGAAAAUGUGCCAACAAACAACAACCUCAUCAUCAUCAUCAAAUCAUCAUCAAGAUCAGAAAAAUCAAGAUCAAAAAAAUCAUGAUCAAGAUCCUAAUCCUAAUGUAAGAAAAUCCCCAAAUUCCGACAUGUACACCUCCCUGAUCCCCAAAUCCCCAACACCCACGCGCCGCCUCCGCGAGUCCCUCUCACUCGCCGCCACCGCCUUCCCCAUCGCCGCCACCGGCCUCCUCCUCUACUCCCGCUCCGCCGUCUCCAUGCUCUUCCUCGGCCGCCUCGGCCCCCUCCCCCUCGCCGGCGGCUCCCUCGCCCUCGCCUUCGCCAACAUCUCCGGCUACUCCAUCCUCUCCGGCCUCGCCGCCGGCAUGGACCCCCUCUGCACCCAGGCCGCCGGCGCCGGAAAAUUCCCCCUCCUCGGCCUCUCCCUCCAACGCACCGUCCUCCUCCUCCUCCUCGCCUCCCUCCCCAUCUCCCUCCUCUGGCUCCACGUCAGCAAUAUCCUCACCCUCUUCGGCCAGGAUUCCGCCAUUGCCGCCCAAGCUCAAGCUUUUCUCUUCUUCUCCUUGCCCGAUUUAAUCGCCCAAUCUUUCCUACAUCCUCUCAGGAUUUACCUCCGGACACAGUCGAUCACCCUUCCGGCGACGUUCUGCGCCGCCGCCGCCAUGCUGAUGCACAUUCCGAUCAACUAUUUGCUCGUCGUGAAACUCGAUUUGGGGAUUAAGGGCGUGGCGAUAAGUGGGGUUUUGACGAACGUAAACGUCGUCGUUUUGCUGAUUGGGUAUGUGAUAAUUUCCAAGGUUUAUAAGAAAUCGUGGGAGGGAGUCUCGCCGGAAUGUUUUUCAGGCUGGAAGCCGCUGCUCGACCUGGCGGUGCCGAGCUGCGCCGCCGUCUGCCUCGAGUGGUGGUGGUACGAAAUCAUGAUUCUCCUCUGCGGUCUGCUGAAGAAUCCGGCGGCGGCGGUGGCGGCGAUGGGGAUUUUGAUUCAGACGACCUCGUUGAUCUACAUCUUCCCGUCGAGCCUGAGCUUCAGCGUGUCGACACGUGUCGGGAAUCUGAUCGGCGCCGGGAGGGUCGCGGCAGCGCGGGCGGCGGCGGGGGUGGGGAUGGCGGGGAGCUUUAUGAUCGGCGCGGCGGCGCUGAUUUUCGCGGUGGCGGUGAGGAAUAUUUGGGCGAGGAUGUUCACCGGCGACGAGGAGAUAAUCGGGCUGACGGCGGCGGCGCUGCCGAUAAUCGGGCUUUGCGAGCUGGGGAACUGCCCGCAGACGACGGGCUGCGGGGUGCUGCGAGGGACGGCCCGGCCCAAAGUGGGGGCCAAUAUAAACUUAGGGUGUUUCUAUCUGGUGGGGAUGCCGGUGGCGGUGGGGCUGGCAUUUUGGGGCGGAAUGGACUUCCGGGGGCUGUGGCUGGGGCUGCUGGCGGCGCAGGCGGCCUGUGUCGCCACCAUGAUGGCGGUGCUGCGGCGGACCGAUUGGGAGGCUGAGGCCCGGCGGGCCGAGGAGCUCACCGGAGGAGGUCCGGGACCGGGAGUAGGGGGAUGUGUAGUCACUGCAGAAUAUAAUAAUAAUAAUAAUAAUGAUGAUGAUGAUGACAGGAAGGGAGAUAGUUUGUGCUGAUUUUGGUGGGAAUUAUUUAUUUUGAUAUAAUUUUGAUUUUAAAUUGUAAUUAAAGAGGGUAGUGUCGUAGGGAUUUGUAUGGUAUAUUUUUUUUGGUGGAAAUUAUUUCAUCAA